AUGUCUCGCCAUCAUCCAGAUCUCGUAAUGUGCAGAAAGCAAUCUGGUAUUGCCAUUGGACGUCUCUGCGAUAAAUGCGAUGGAAAGUGCCCUGUAUGCGAUUCCUACGUCCGUCCCACAACUCUCGUACGCAUCUGCGAAGAGUGUAGUUUCGGAAACUAUCAAAACAAAUGUGUCGUAUGUGGAGGUGAAGGAAUUUCAGACGCUUUCUAUUGCUUCGAAUGUACAAGAUUAGAAAAGGAUCGCGAUGGAUGUCCGAAGAUUAUCAAUCUGGGUAGUAGUAGGACGGAUUUAUUCUAUCAUCAAUCAAUCUCGAGCAAGCCGCAGUCCCAAGCCGCAGUUGAGAUAUCCUACACACUUCUUUCAUUUUUCACUCCAUUGAAACCAGUUUUACCACAUCAAGAACAACAACAAUACCAAUACAUUAUCACAAAGCAACAAGCCAACAUGUCGAAUUCCAAACCACCCGCGGCUCCAGUCAUCUCACCCAUCACCUCCGACACCCCCAAUCUUCCUACUGCACCAAUGGGUAGAAAGAGCUCAUCAAUUUACUUCCAUCAACCAACGUCGAACGAUGGCUCCUCUUCCAACGCAAAUCGCGACAACGAUACAGAUUUCUAUGCCUCCAUCGAGCAUGGUAUACUUUUGGGUCUCCGCGGUCUUCCUCACACUUCGAAGAAACGUCGUAAGCACCAAGUUCAACUCAUCGAAGAGAUCCCUGAAUUCUCUCUUCCUGGACCUGCCAAUACUAGAAGUGUGGAGGGAUCAGGUGCUUUCAAUACUUCGACCAAGCGUACAGCCGACGAGAGUAUCGCCAAGAACACGGAAUUUGGUGAUCUUGCUGAAAACCAUGGUGGUGGAACACUAAAGUCGAAGAGGAUUAAGAGAAGAGCUUCGGAUUCUGUUACGAUGACUCUUCGUCGCGCUGAGGAGAGCAAGACUGUGUCGUUUAGAAGGGAGACAAGCGUUAUUCCCACCAGGAGUUUGGAGGAGCUUAAGCUUGAUGAUGAUUUUGUUGAUGGGGAUGGAUCGAGGGCUGGAGAGAGAAAGUGA
Botrytis fragariae is the source of this 1053-nucleotide messenger RNA. RefSeq lists its product as uncharacterized. The coding region runs from base 1 to 1053 and encodes 350 amino acids. The transcript has 3 exons. The record is from RefSeq and is a predicted model, not a curated record. Gene Ontology annotation, biological process: mRNA splicing, via spliceosome. Gene Ontology annotation, cellular component: catalytic step 2 spliceosome; precatalytic spliceosome; U2 snRNP. Lineage: Eukaryota; Fungi; Ascomycota; Leotiomycetes; Helotiales; Sclerotiniaceae.